Molecule: messenger RNA, 1797 nt
Organism: Radiomyces spectabilis
Lineage: Eukaryota; Fungi; Mucoromycota; Mucoromycetes; Mucorales; Radiomycetaceae
Product: major facilitator superfamily domain-containing protein
Exons: 11
Coding region: 80-1720 (546 amino acids)
Biological process (GO): carboxylic acid transport; transmembrane transport
Cellular component (GO): plasma membrane
Molecular function (GO): carboxylic acid transmembrane transporter activity
Source: RefSeq, a predicted model, not a curated record
UUUUUUUUCUCCCCUUUAUUUACCACUUCUUCCUUUUUGUUCCUUUGCCUUUCUUGUUAUUUACUGUAUCUGAUCCAUCAUGGGAAAAUCUUCAGCGGCUGAUGUUGAAGUGGAACAGAUUGAAAAGCGUCAAGAUAGCGCCGUCAAACGGCAUCUCAAAGCGUUCAGGGACUCCAUCUAUCAUAAACCGGAAAAGCCUACCAAUAUGUGGCAUCUACUUACAAACCUCACCAAUACACAAAGAAUCACGUUCGCAGCAGCUUUCUUUGGUUGGACAUUGGACGCCUUUGACUUUUUCUCAGUUUCACUGACCACAGCCCAAAUCGCCAAGGACUUUAAUGUGGAACCUUCGGAAGUCACAAGUGCGAUCACCACCACUCUUAUGCUUCGACCCAUCGGUGCGCUUAUAUUUGGUGCUUUGGCAGACAAAUAUGGUCGACGCUGGCCGUUGAUGGCGGAUAUUGUAUUGUACUCUCUUAUCAAUAUGGCAAGCGGAUUCGCUCCUAAUCUUCAAACUUUUAUUGGCCUUCGAGCUGUCUUUGGCAUUGCCAUGGGCGGUGAAUGGGGUCUCGGUGCAAGUUUAGCACUGGAAUCACUUCCAAUUGAAGCACGUGGUUUGUUCUCUGGUAUCUUUCAAGAAGGUUAUGCAUGCGGUUACCUACUAGCUACUCUGGUAAACUAUGCAAUCGAAGAAACUGGAUCCAGUUGGCGAAUUUUGUUCUGGGUUGGCGCCUCGUUUGCUCUGCUAGCCAUCGUUAUUCGAUUUUGGGUGCCUGAAAGUGAAGCUUUUGAGAAACAGCAAGAAGCUCGCCGAGUGAUCGGUCGGUCUUUACUUAAAGAGACAUGGAUCGUCCUGAAACAUCAUUGGCUGCGUCUUAUCUACAUGGUCAUCCUAAUGGCAUUUAUGAAUUUCUUCUCCCACGGUUCGCAAGAUCUGUAUCCCACUUUCUUAACAUCUCAACUUGGCUACACUCCUACGCAGAAGACGGUCACCAGUGUCAUUUACAACAUCGGUGCAAUUUGUGGCGGUACAAUCAUUGGUUACUAUUCUUCGUACUUUGGUCGCAAAUUAUGUGUCGCAGUCUGCGCCAUCUUGGCCGGAUGCUUUAUUCCGCUGUGGAUUUAUGGUCCCAAUAUUCAUGCAUUGCAAUUCGGCGCAUUUACCAUGCAAUUCUUUGUUCAGGGCGCCUGGGGUGUCAUUCCUGCACACAUCAAUGAAUUGUCGCCACCCGCUUUCCGAGGUCUUUUGCCCGGCUUGGCAUAUCAACUUGGUAACCUGAUCAGCGCCGCCAGUAGCCAGAUCGAAGCGACCAUUGGUGAACGGUAUCCCAUCAGAAAUGCCGAUGGCAGCUACAAAUUGAACGCCGAAGGCAAGCAAAUUGCUGAUUAUGGAUUGACACAAGCGAUUUUUAUGGGCUGUGUGUGUGGUGGUCUGCUGAUUACAAUUCUUGUGGGCAAGGAAGAGCGUAACAAGGACUUUAUGGAGCAUUUGGUGGAAGACGCUCGUUCAGGUCAAGCGGUGACACCGGACGAUGUAAAUGCAAGCCGUAUUGAACAAGGCAUGUCCAGUGAUGGAAACGGCAAGAGCGAGAGCGAUGAAAAAAUCCACCGCUUUGAAAGUAUGCAGGAGAAAAUGACCCUGGAACAUGCUGAAUCUGUCCAGCCCGCAGAGACAAAGCAGCACGAACAGCAUGAUUCAACAGGAAAAAAUGCAGAGUAAGCGAACCGCUUAUUACAAAUGCAUUCUAUUUAAAGUUACUGUACAAAAAAACUCGAUAAUAUCUCUAUGUAAUAAAU